Lytechinus variegatus (green sea urchin) is the source of this 2612-nucleotide messenger RNA. Its product is annotated as piggyBac transposable element-derived protein 5-like. The record is from RefSeq and is a predicted model, not a curated record. NCBI's taxonomy places the organism in Eukaryota, Metazoa, Echinodermata, Echinoidea, Temnopleuroida, Toxopneustidae. The transcript is spliced from 2 exons. Bases 143 to 2245 code for a protein of 700 amino acids.
UAGCUAGCUGUGUGUAGCUAGCUGAGCCAAUGGCGGUGAUUGACUUCAGCGGAAACUGAAUGUGGAUGCCACAAAUUUCACUUUUUAACCCUUCGCAUAUCCUUCAGGAUGGCGAAUAUUCAGCAGUUGGCAGGUGGUGUUUAUGAUACUACCAGGGGGAGGCCAGGGUCAAGGGGGCAUGCCUGGUGGUAUGCAAAAUGUACCCCCCAACAUGCAGCACAACAUGGGACCAGACAUGGGAGGCAACAUGGGUGGAACUGGCUCUAUGAUGCAUCCUCCUGUCCCUUUUGAUUGUUCAGAUAUAGACUCCGAUGACAUCAGUGUUGAUGAACAAUCUGAAGGUGGUGGAUCAGACAUUGAGAAGACAUACACAAACUUAGAUGGUAGCAGGAGGGAGAUGUUUAAUUCUACUAUGAUCCAGCAAGCGUUUGCCCAGAGCAUAGGACUGGGAUUGGUGCAGCAGGCUGCCCAACAAGCAGCAAGGCAGGCUGCUGACAUGGGUUCCCAAGGUGCUUCCCACAUGCCAUUUCAUGGUCUCCAGAUGCCUCCUCGUGGCCAACCUCCGCCGCCUGCUUCCACAGCUGGAGCACCAACUUCUACAGCUUCCUCUGCACACAAGGGAAGGAAUGAGCAAGCCAAUCAGCCAUCUGGUUGGACUCAUCAAGUCAGAGCUACUCCACCCCCACCAUUCAAUGCUGUCCAGCCAGGACCAGGGAUGUUGUUUCCACCUGGUACACCAGAGCUGGACUACUUUAACUUGCUAUUCCCUGAGUCACUCAUUGAGCAAUUAAUGAUAGAGACAAAUCGCUUUGCAGAACAAAGUCAAGGUGAUAAAGCUAAUGCGCAUUGGCAACCACUGACUCUGACAGAAAUGAAAGCUUAUCUUGGUAUUCGCAUCUAUAUGAGCAUUCUUAGCCUCCCUCAUCAAGAUAUGUACUGGUCCACUGAUUGGCUCUUUGGUAACCUAGCUUGUUCGCAGAUCAUGCCUAAGAAUCGCUUUCAGAACAUCGCAAGGAAUUUUAGUGCUAAUGACAUGACCACAAACCCGCCUGUGACUGCCCCAGAUCAUGAUAAACUUCAUGCUAUUCGCCCUGUUCUGAACACAGUUCUACAAUCUAUCAAAGAAUCGUACAAUCCACACCAGAACAUGUGUAUUGAUGAAACUAUAAUUACUUACAAAGGCAAAUUAGGUUGGCGGCAGAGAUCAGCUGAUGGUUCAACAGUAGGGAUCAAAGUGUGGAUGAGAGCCGAUUCCACUAAUGGCUAUGUGAAUGACUUUCAAUUCUAUACUGGCAAGUCACAGACAGGAAAAAUGGAAGGUGGGUUAGCAGCAAGAGUGGUGCUAGAUCUCACCAAGGAUCUCCAUAAUUCUAAUGCCAUAAUUAACAUGAAAGGAUUCUUCUGUAGUCCUUAUCUCCUGGAGAGACUAUUUGACCUGGGAAUCAGGGGACGGGGAACUGUCAAAGCUGACCGCAAGGAUUUUCCAGAGGCUCAGCUUGGGUCCAAGUCUUUUACACAACAUGGCCAAUCCGCAGUUGUUCAGAAGGGCAAUACCUGCGCAUAUGCUUGGAAAGACAAGCGAGUUGUUCAUGUGCUGUCAACAGCAGAUGAUGCUACAGUAACUGACAAUGUGACAAGGAAACAGCGAGAUGGUUGGGUAAAGCCAGUCCCUUGUCCCCAAGCAAUGUCUAACUGUAACAAAUAUCUUCAUGGUGUAUCACACGCCAACCAGCUUCGUCUUGAGUAUCCUUCCUCUCGCACCUCCAACAAAUGGUGGCACUAUCUAUUCUGGUUCAUCUUUGACACAUGUAUGGCCAACGCAUAUAUCAUCAUGAAGGAGACCUACAUGAAUGCAAACCAUGGCUCCCUGUCUGGUACACGCAAGAUGUGCACCUUGGAGUUCAAGAAGAAUCUUGCCAAGCAGCUGGUAUCAACGCAGAUGAUGACGGGAAAGAAGAGAAAGAGUCCCGAUCGCAACAGCAACUCCCCUCUAAAGGUCAAAUUUAAGAAGGUAAAAUCAAAGUCGCCAAAGAGUGAAAAGAAAGGUGAUAAGAGUGAUAAGAAGGACUCAAAGUCCAAGCAGUCGAGGCGCAAGCGUACGCCAAAGAAAGCCACACUUGCUGAUACAUCUGCAGCUUUGUUCUAUCCCAUGCAAGAUGAUAGUACAGGGGUGCCUGCUCAUGAACUCGGGACAUCUAAUUUAGAUGGAGCUCAAGGAGGACUGUCUAGUACAUCCCAAGAAUGAAAAGCAUCCUGGAUUUUUUGUGGACUCUAUAUUUAAGUGAGCAUGUGUACCUUAUAAUUGAACAUCAGGAAAUUUCAAAUUCAGCUGGUGUUUUUUUUUUCAAUACUUCAUUGUAGACAUGCAUAAUAUGAAAUCUCUGAUUUAUAAUCAUGGCAUAGUACUGUGAUUUCUUUAAAAAAACCUGUUCAAGAUUUAUAAUCAGUAAAUAUUUUCCUAACCUAAUUUUUCCCUGACAGACAUGUAGGGCCUCAAACAAAUCGUAUGUUUGCAUGUGCUUUGAACUUGUGUUAUGUCAAGGGCUGUUUCAUAAAGCUGUUCUUAAAGUAUCUCAUGACAUACAUACAGUUGAGGCCAAAAAAUGACAUAC